Pelobates fuscus (common spadefoot toad) is the source of this 2913-nucleotide messenger RNA. It is a transcript of the gene DEPTOR, whose product is annotated as DEP domain containing MTOR interacting protein. Gene Ontology annotation, molecular function: protein binding. NCBI's taxonomy places the organism in Eukaryota, Metazoa, Chordata, Amphibia, Anura, Pelobatidae. Bases 390 to 1580 code for a protein of 396 amino acids. The transcript is spliced from 10 exons. The record is from RefSeq and is a predicted model, not a curated record. Gene Ontology annotation, biological process: intracellular signal transduction; negative regulation of protein kinase activity; negative regulation of TORC1 signaling.
GUCCCCAGCUCUGGCAGAGGGAGGAGGGGUAGUGUCCCAGCCUAGCCCACAACAAAAAACGGAAUUUCAUUGACUGUGUAUUGAGAGAGACACGUUUUACUGGGAGCUGCUAUACGUUGUAUCCAUCCCCCACCUUGUGACAUUGUAUCCUGCUCAAUGAGAGACAGCCAGCCAGCCAGCAGACAGACAGCACAGACCGUCCCUCUCUGCAGCACCCAAGGAGACCUGCACCAGCUGGUGAGCAAUUCUCACUAUUGCAACUUAGUAACCCUUUCUGUCAGCACCUGCAAGGCUCCCUCACUGGCUGUGAGAUUUAUUAAAACCACAACAAAGCUACAACAGUAUCAUCACUAGUGGGAAAGUGACAAGAGCCAUCUCCUGGAGGAAGAAUGGAGACAAUUAGCAUGUCAGUGCUGAAGAAAGCGAAUGAACUGGAGCAGAUGACAGAGAUUCUGAUCAUUGGCGAACAGUUAAGGUUCAGGCUGCACGAGGAAAGAGUUAUUAAAGAUAGACGAUACCAUCUGAAGACUUAUCCAAAUUGUUUUGUGGCCAGGGAAGUACUUCAUUGGCUCAUCGACCGCAAAGAGGCCUCCGACAGGGAGAUUGCAAUCAAACUUAUGCAAAAACUGAUUGAUACGAGCAUCAUUCAUCAUGUGGUUAAUGAGACGGAGGAAUUUAAAGAUGGCAAGGGUUUUUACCGCUUCAGAAAGGAUGAUGGGACGUUUCCUCUGGAUCAGGAAGUAAAGGUUUUCAUGCGAGGACAGCGCAUAUAUGAAAAGAUAAUGAACACUGAAAACGCACUGCUGCAAGCGAGAGAAGAGGAUGGUACUAAGUACGAGCGCACUUUUGUUGCUUCUCAGUUUGUUGACUGGUUGAUGCUGGAACAAGAGGCCAAGUCAAGAACUGAAGCAGUGCAGCUGUGUCGCCGGCUGUUGGAGCACGCAGUAAUCCAGCAUGUGGCCGGAAAGUACCACUUUGUAGACAGUUGCCUUCUGUUCCAGUUCCGGCUGAACUUUAGGAGAAGGCGAAGACUCAUGGAACUUCUCAGUGAAAAACCCCAGGCUGUGCUAGAGAGUCAUGACAGCCCCUUCUGUCUACGCAAGCAAAGCCAUGACAAGGCCACCAGUUUCCAGUCAGUGAGCCCCACCAAUGAGGUGAAGACUGUGUCAUCAGUCAGGAGGAGUAGUCUGAGCAGCAACAGCAGCCUUGGUUAUUUCCAUAAUGUCCCGAUUAGCAGCAUUAACCCAUACAUGCCAUUAAGCAAUCCUCGGUCAGUCUUGAAGAGACCUGUUACUUUGGAUGAGCUUCUGGCCCCAGGAGCACCUUACAUCAGGAAGACUCUGACUAUUGUCAGCGAUGCGGUGGGAUGGGGGUUUGUGGUUCGUGGAGAAAAACCUUGUCACAUACAAGCAGUAGAUCCAAGUGGCCCGGCGGCUGCAGCUGGAGUGAAGUUACGCCAGUUCGUGGUAUCUGUGAAUGGGGUUAAUGUUCUCCAUGAACACUUCAGAAAAGUGAGCAGCAGCAUCCUAAACGGUCCACGAACUAUUGUUAUGGAAGUGAUGGAAGAAACCAAAUCCUAAAAUGUGACGGAGCACAAGGUGAACCAAAUGGAACCAAAGUUAAACAGAGGAACUUGUCGUUCUACAUAACCAGCUCCGUCCAAACUAGCUGUUAUCUUCUUUUUUUUUUUUUGUACUUUGGCUCCGAGCCUUGUAGCAAACUUUUAGCAGCUACAGUGACGAAACUUGAAAACAACCCUAUUUGCCAUAAUUGUCUUUUACAAUGAAUAAGCUGUGCUCAAAUUCUUUAUGUACUGUAUUUCUAAACAUUUAAAUAUAUAAAUAUAUAUGUGUGUGUGUGUGUACGUGUAACAAAUAUGUAGUGUUCACUUAAUGAAGACUGUUUGGAAGUGUUUAAAAAGUGCCAUUACAGAGUCACGAUGAUAUUAGUUUGUGAAACAAUGUUGCUUGUUAAUGAUUGUAUGUAUGAGGACAUUUUCAAUGCAAAAAGUGAAUCUUCUGUUAAAUUCACUACAAACAGAAACUGGGUCAAGAGUGAAGACUGAGCGAAUUAGAAAAGGCAAAGAAAAUACUUGAAUCAAAAUCCUACACAAAUGAUUGUAUUGUAGCAUUGAUUUGCAAUAUCUGGAACGCACAGUUUUAUACAUAAAGGGAAGCAUUCUAAUCUUAGUACAAGUUGCAUAGAACUGUUUAUCGGUACAUUUCGUUAACCGGUUUAGAUAGUAAAAUGUGUAGGGAUUAAACUUUAACUUGUUUUAAACCAUGGUUGUCUAAGCUUGGUCUUCCAGCUGUCUUAGCAGUAGAAUUAUGGGUGAUAGAGUCUCUUCUACAAGCUCAAAGUUGGUUGGCAUUGAGGGUGACAGACAGCCAUGUUAAAGUAAGUGAAUGAUUCUUGGUAGUGGUUUUUAAUUCUUUUUUUAUUUUACUGCCAAUAUAGAUUGUGUACCUUUUUAUUCUGCACUGUGUUAUAUAUCAAAAAAUAUUUUGGCUGCAGAACCAGUGCAGGAAUAAUUGUUUUCUAGAUUUAAAAAAAAAAAAAAAAAAAAAAAAAGUGAAGCUCGUAUAUCGCCUGUUGUUUUUGUCAAGAUUUGAUGUAGUUCUCAAGUCCACAUUUGCAGCUGUCAGACUUUAAAUAUAUUUCUCCUAUUAUGGAUCCAGUUGUGAUACAGAAGCCAGAAGAAUGUAUAGUCUACAUGUUGCCAAAACGACAUAUAACAUUUCUGAUAAAACGUGCCAGUGAGAUAUAUUGGGGACUGGGGGGUUUUAACGCUAAUGUGUAUCAAGGAAGGAACAGAUGCAAAAUGUUUUACUCAAAUCAGGAAUUUUUAAAUGUGUUUAAGGAUAAGCAGAGAUAUGCCUUUAUUAAAAAAAAAAAUAAACAUUUAUCACCUUA